AUGUCUGCAUUCACUAGAGAAGUACAAAAGAAGUUUGAUGCUGCCAAGGAGAAUAAAGAUUUAGUCUCGUACGAGACAACUGAAAUUGAGAAGGAAUCAGGAGGUAUGAACUUUAUCCUUUCUUUGGUUCCUGCCCUUGCUGAGAAGGCCAAGGCCAAGCAAGACAAGAAGGAGGGUGAGGAGAAGCACAAUCCUUUCUUGAACCCCAAUCCUGCCUUGGUCGUCAAGGAACUCGAUAACCACAUGAUUCUCUUGAACAAGUUUUCCGUGACUCCCUGCCAUUUGCUCAUUGUGACCAAAGAAUUCAAAAAGCAAACUGAUCCUAUUUUGCCGGAUGAGCUUUAUGAAGCAUUCAAAACCAUCAAGGAUUUCGGUUCCUCUCAACCAACACUUGCAUUCUAUAACUGUGGACCCAACUCGGGUGCUAGCCAAGGACACAAGCAUAUUCAAGUGAUCCCAUUGAACCGUGAUUACGAAUUCCAACCUCCUCUCAAGCAGCUCUUUGACGAAAUCUACGACCGUCAAAUUGGCCAAAUCUACGCCAUCAACAAACUCCCCUUUGUCCAUGUCAUCAUUGGACUCGAUAACAACAUAAUCCGUGCCGCCAAGGACAGAGAAUCCCUCACCAACUACUUGGCUCAAAUGUUCUUUGGUAUCUUGGAUGCCAUGUUUCAGCAAUUGCGUGAAAACUCGCUUCCUCUCGACACAUCUUACAACUUUUUGAUGACCCAAGAUUUCAUGAUGUUGGUGCCUCGUUCCAAGGAAACUGCUACCAUUGAACACAAGGGCAAGCAAUUUGAGUUCUCCAUCAAUUCAUUAGGGUUCUCUGGUUCCAUCUUGUGCAAGACGGAGGAAGAGUUGGAGGCACUGAAGGCACAGGAGAAUUUAAUGGAUAUGUUGACUCAAGUGGGUGUUGCAUGGAGCCCGGAUUCAGAGAAAUACGAUGCUGAAAGACAACUCGCUGAAGCUGCUGAAUUGGUUUAA
Molecule: messenger RNA, 984 nt
Organism: Mucor velutinosus
Lineage: Eukaryota; Fungi; Mucoromycota; Mucoromycetes; Mucorales; Mucoraceae
Gene: TMA22
Product: Translation machinery-associated protein 22
Exons: 4
Coding region: 1-984 (327 amino acids)
Biological process (GO): nucleotide metabolic process
Molecular function (GO): ATP binding; ATP:ADP adenylyltransferase activity
Source: RefSeq, a predicted model, not a curated record